Messenger RNA from Macrobrachium nipponense, 2373 nucleotides. RefSeq lists its product as uncharacterized. NCBI's taxonomy places the organism in Eukaryota, Metazoa, Arthropoda, Malacostraca, Decapoda, Palaemonidae. The coding region runs from base 1 to 2373 and encodes 790 amino acids. The record is from RefSeq and is a predicted model, not a curated record. The transcript is spliced from 3 exons. Gene Ontology annotation, molecular function: nucleic acid binding; zinc ion binding.
AUGGAGAAACUAUUGAAGCCUACCCAUCUGGAUCUGGACCCCAGCUCCUCUUCUGCAGCAAAGGAAUGGCGGCAUUGGCACAAGACGUUUUCCAACUUUAUUCAGGAAUGUGGUGAAAUGGCUCCAAAUAAACUAAGGACACUCGUGAACUAUGUCAGUCUUAAUAUGUAUGACUACAUUGAGGAGUGUGUGAAUUAUGAUACUGCCAUUUCCACUUUGGAAAAGUUAUAUAUUAAGGCACCUAAUAAAAUAUUCUCCAGGCAUUUACUUGCUACUCGCCAACAAAAGGCAGGAGAAACUUUGGAUGAGUUUUUGAGAGAAUUGCGUAAAUUAGGCAAGGACUGUAAUUUGAAGGCAGUUAGUACAGAACAGUACAGAGAGGAGCUGAUCAGGGAUGCUUUUAUAAAUGGCUUGGCCUCACCUAUGAUUCGGCAGCGUCUUCUUGAAAACAAAACUCUAGACUUACAGGCAGCUUACGACCAGGCUUACUCUUUAGACCUUGCGCAACGUAAUGCUAGUUUUUACAGUCACAUGCUUCCUCAUGUUGGGCAUACUGCUGCUGUAGUUACCCCUGAUCAUGCUCUUAUUGCAGAUGAUCAUGUGAAGAGUGGACCAAUGUCUGAGAGCUGUCGGGAUUCCAUUUGCAAUAAAUGUGGUAGGAAGGGGCAUUUUGCAAAAGCGUGCCUGUCCAAACAAUCUGCAUAUGGAGGUAAAUCUACAGCAGCUACAGUAUUUGAUCCCUCACAGUCAUCAAUUGUUGCGGCUAACGCUGGGACCACUAUUCCUCAGACCCUCUAUCGGGCAGCUACCACAACAACAAUCAAUGGACGGAAGUUGACAGCCCUUGUCAACUCGUGCAGUGAUGAUAGUUAUAUAGAUGCAGAUGUAGCAUGGGAUUUAAAGCAGCCAAUACAUCCCACCGAUAAAGACGUCGGUUUAGCACAGAAAUCUUUGCAUACAAACUCUCCAGGUUAUGUCAAUGUGGACUUGACUCUUCAUCUUAAUGGAGAAACUUAUCCAUCCACGCGUCUAGCCGUAAUGAAGGAUUUAUGUUCGGGAGUAUUACUUGGUCAGGACUUCCAAGAACAGCAUCAGAAAGUGACUUUUGAAUACGGUGGACCGAAACCUGCGCUCAACUUAUCUGGUGCUAACUCCUACUGUUCGUUGGCAGCCGCUGCUGUGGAUGAGCCUUCUAUCUUCCAGCAUUUGUUACCUAAUUGUAAGCCUAUUGUCACCAAAUCAAGACACUACUGUAAAGGUGACAAAGAAUUCAUUGAAGCGGAGACUAGUCGUCUCUUGGCUGAGGGUGUUAUUGAGGAUAGCAUAUCACCGUGGAGUGCUCAAGUUGUGGUGGUUAAGGAUCCCUUAAAUCGACAUAAGAAAAGGAUGUGUGUCGAUUAUUCACAAACUAUCAACCUGUAUACAGAACUGGAUGCUUAUCCAUUACCUCGGAUUGACACCAUGGUUAAUGAACUCUCAACAUAUAGAGUAUUUUCGACUUUUGACUUGAAAAGUGCUUACCACCAAAUCCCACUAAAGGAAUCAGACAAGAAGUAUACAGCUUUUGAAGCCAACGGACGCCUGUACCAGUUCUAUAGAGUACCUUUUGGAGUUACCAAUGGAGUAGCAGUCUUUCAACGAACUAUGGAUAAGUUGGAGAAAGAAGAAAACUUACAAGGUGCUUUCCCAUAUUUGGACAAUAUCACUAUUGCUGGACACACUCAAGAACAACAUGAUCAGAAUGUGCAGUGCUUUCUUGAGGUCAUCAACAAGAGGAACCUAACUCUCAAUGCUACUAAAACUAUCAAAUCUGUGCGUACCAUUAACAUUCUUGGCUGCUGUGUAGGGAAUGGUGUUAUAAAGCCUGACAUGGAAAGACUCCGGCCUCUACAAGAACUACCACCUCCCACUAGUCAAGGAUCUUUAAAGAGGGCAAUGGGUAUGUUUGCUUAUUAUAUUAAAUGGAUACAGAAUUUUUCUGCUAAGAUUCAACCACUGGCAAGAGUAAAGAAAUUCCCUUUAAAUGAAGAAGCUUUGCAGGCUUUUGAACUACUCAAACAGGAACUUGAAGGAGCAACACUACACUCUGUGGAUGUAAAUUUGCCUUUUGAGGUAGAAUGUGAUGCCUCUGAAGUAGCAGUCUCGGCAGUACUCAACCAGAGUGGCAGGCCUGUGGCCUUCAUGUCUAGGACUUUACAAGGAAGUGAAGUACACUAUCACAUCAUAGAAAAGGAAGCCAUGGCUAUCGUGGAAGCUGUACGUAAUAAUCUACUGAAGUUUAAGUUGAAUAAAGCUUGGAUAGCAGCAGGCAAGCCUUUUAAUGUCCCAACAACUUUAUUUAAAAACUUCGAGUACAAUGCAAUAUUACAUUAA